AUGGUAAACAUACAGGCAUUGGAACCGAAGUUGAUCGGAGGAAUAAUCAAAUACAUCGAAUGUCCACUUAAUUUAAUACUAGCAUGUAAAAUAAUACAUAAAGUUUCGUCAAUACCAUGGGUACGUGCGGAAUGGGCCAUAAAUAAGUUUGGCCGGGCUCAUGUUCUCUUCCAUUCAGUAAGACUUGGCCCAAAUUUCAUAAAUGUUGAAGUUGUGGAUAAAAUCCUGGAAAAUGGUGGCGUCUUAUCUCGAUACUUCAUCCAGAGACUAGUGAUGCAUUUUGGGAGAUAUGACACGAAACUUAUUGAACUGAAAAUCGAGCAUAACAUUGGCCAAAUCGAUGCUGAUCGCAUUAGGAGUUUUCAACAAAAAAUAAAAUCCCCUUGGGCCAGUAAUCUACCACUUUCGGUCUUUACUCAUUUGAUUAUAGUGGCAGAGAAAAAAUUUGGAGAAUUAACUGCUAAAGGAAACGAUAUGGAACUAUUUCAUUUUCUAUCAGCCGGCCCUUAUGUCAUUGGCGAGGCACCUAAAAUCCUGAUUAGUAACAUGAAUAAUAUCGAAGAAUUGAUCCUCAAAAUGCUUUUUGUUCCAUUUCCCCCGAGACCAAAACCUAAAAGAAGUGACCUACACAACUCAUCAGCUAAUAUACACGAAGAAUACCCACCAAAAGAUGGAUACGAAAAUAGCCGACAAUUAAACGUGAUUGCCCGCGCUAUCCUUAUCAACAAAAAUUUGGUGAUCUUAUGGAAAAGCAUCGGAUAUCAUCAAAUCUGUAAUGAUGUAAAUGACCUGGUUAUGCAAGGGGCCCUCCUAAUUCUUUUCCCACCCACUCCAACCACUGGUUAUCGUCGCCCCGACAAAAAAGGAGUAAAAGAGAGAAUCCGCGAACUUAUCAAUCUCGGCUUCGAUUUGACUUACCCUGUUAUUGGAGACAUAAUGCAACUUUUUGAACCUAAAUUAUCCGAUAUCGGUAACAUUCUGCUGGAAUCCUUUAUCGAAAUCAAGAAUGACCCCGUCAACGAGUUCAUGCAUAGGAUCUUAAUAGAGUCAAUCAAACCAGAACGCAAUUUUAAGAAACACGACCUAUGGAAGUUCCUGAACCAAAAAUUGGAAAAGAUUUAUGAUAGAAAGGAUGCACAAAACAAUACUGGUAACAAGGUAUUGAAAAAGAUGGAUGACCAUUUGAGCACGAAAGUAAAAAAUCUAAUUGGUAAGGUGGAAUUUCAAGAAAAGGCAUUGAAAAGGAUGGAUGACCAUUUGAGCACGAAAGGAAAAAAUCGAAUUGGUAAGGUGGAAUUUCAAGAAAAGGCAUUGAAAAAGAUGGAUGACCAUUUGAGCACGAAAGGAAAAAAUCGAAUUGGUAAGGUGGAAUUUCAAGAAAAGGCAUUUCUAGAUGUCAUGGAUAGAUAUGUAGAAAGUGCCGAUAAACCUACCGGAACUUCUUUGAUAUUCACACCUAAAUUUUACGAUUGGGUUUUGGAAACUUUUGGAGCUGAAGCUAAAAUCACCAAGAGGUGCUUUGAUGAUAUUCUCAAGACGCGCGUUAACAUUGAUAAACAAUUGGUACAAACUCUAGAUACUAAGGUUCAAGAAUGCACCUAUGAAGCUAUAUCAAACAUAUGGAAUAUUUAUUGUAAUAAGCAUGUAUCUUUUGAACAUAAGCACAUGCAGCAUCUUUCUCAGGCAGCGCAUGAAGACAUUCUCAAUCCACUAUUCAAAGGCUUCCUAUGGAGACUAUUUAAAUUGGAUCCGACCCAUGAUCACAAGGCGGUCACACCCUCAGCAACCAAAAAACAGCAUGAUGACUUAAGCACAUCAAUGAUAUGGUACGGUUAUCUUGUGAAUUUGAAAGAUCACCUGAUGAUAUCUGGUGAUAAAUUAGCAACAAGAGAGUUUAAACAAUCUUUGGAAUCAUUUUUGGAUGUUCUUGAAAGUUCGGAGUUUAAAAAAGAAAGCAAGAAAAGAAAGCAGAGAUUAGUGGUAAAUCAAUCUAGAAAGCGACGGAGGAAGAAGGAAACAUAG
This is a messenger RNA of Acaulospora morrowiae, 2022 nucleotides long. NCBI's taxonomy places the organism in Eukaryota, Fungi, Glomeromycota, Glomeromycetes, Diversisporales, Acaulosporaceae. The record is from the annotation of a GenBank genome assembly.